ACAAAAGCAAUAAUUCGUUGCUAUGGGGAAUAAUAAACAACAAAAAAUUUAGUCAGAAAAUUUUCUGAAUAAUGGCAGAUUUGCAAGAACCCCUUUUUGUUCCUGAAGAAGUAAUGAAACAGGCUGAGGCAGCAUGUCUUAGUUUGCUGCCAAGAAAAUCUAAAGACAAUUACGACAAAGAGUUCCGCCAGUUUGAAGAAUGGAGGGAACAGCAAGGUCUGAAUGGAGUCAACGAAGAGGUCAUGCUGGCUUAUUUCCACAAUUAUUACAGAAGAAAAUUGGCACCUUCUUCGAUGUGGACGAAAUAUUCCAUGGUAAAAAGUACUUUGAAGGUAUAUAAGAAUGUCGACAUAUCAAAAUAUGGAAAACUGAUCAGCUAUCUGAAGAAUGAAACAAGGACUCACAAACCUAAAAAGGCGAAGACUUUGGAAAGAGAAUAUGUAGAGAAGUUUUUGACACAGGCACCUGAUAGUAAAUACUUGAUGAUAAAGGUUGCAUUGGUAAUGGGGAUAUCAGGUGCCUGUCGUUGUGAUGAAAUCACCAAACUGACAGUUGAUGAUAUUGAAGAUAAGGGAGGAUACUUAUAUUAG
Molecule: messenger RNA, 590 nt
Organism: Photinus pyralis (common eastern firefly)
Lineage: Eukaryota; Metazoa; Arthropoda; Insecta; Coleoptera; Lampyridae
Exons: 2
Coding region: 72-590 (172 amino acids)
Molecular function (GO): DNA binding
Source: RefSeq, a predicted model, not a curated record